This is a messenger RNA of Syngnathus acus (greater pipefish), 2084 nucleotides long. It is a transcript of the gene erlec1, whose product is annotated as endoplasmic reticulum lectin 1. NCBI's taxonomy places the organism in Eukaryota, Metazoa, Chordata, Actinopteri, Syngnathiformes, Syngnathidae. The transcript has 14 exons. Gene Ontology annotation, biological process: retrograde protein transport, ER to cytosol; endoplasmic reticulum unfolded protein response. The record is from RefSeq and is a predicted model, not a curated record. Bases 209 to 1621 code for a protein of 470 amino acids. Gene Ontology annotation, cellular component: endoplasmic reticulum lumen.
AAAAGGACGUGGCAAGUAAAGCGCUCACUUCCUGUGUUUUGCUGGCGUGUUGACAUCACAAAUGAUCUAAUUCAUUACCAAACGGAUAUCAACCCGGAUCUUUUGGGGCCAGUUCUGAAUUCAUCUCGCAGGUUGGAGUCUAAGUGAGGAACACGCGGAAGUGGUACAUAAGGAGCGCCUGAUUGGCGCUCAGUGGCCGGAGACGGAGAUGAUGGCCAGGCUUGUGUUGGUGAUGAUCGGUGGGCUUCUGGAGCUGUGCCUCAGCGUUUUAGCACACGGUGACGAUCAGCCCUUCUUCACCGAUGAAAUUCCUUUUAAAAUCACAUGGCCCGGGCCGGAAAUCACACCGCCCACGUCGGGGGCACUUUACAAGGAAGACAACUUUGUCAUCAUGACCACGAUAGAGAAAGAGAAGUACAAAUGCCUCCUACCUUCAGUGACCUCUGGAGAAGAGGACGAUGAGAAGGAAUACAGCGGGCCAAGUCCAUCUGAACUUCUGGAGCCUCUGUUCAAACGAAGCAGCUGCUCAUACAGAAUCGAAUCCUACUGGACGUAUGAAGUAUGUCACGGAAAACAUGUCAGGCAGUAUCAUGAAGAGAAGGAGAUGGGACAGAAAGUAAAUGUUCAGGAGUACUUCUUGGGAAAUUUAUCAGGGAAGAGAAAAGGAAAAGAAAUGGCCAAAGUAGAAGAGACAGACAUGGCUCAGUCAGCACCCGAAACCGAAGUGCAGUCUAAGAACAUCGAAGGUCAGCUGACUCCAUAUUACUCACUGGAAAUGGGAAACGGGACACCCUGUGCGCUGAAAGAGGACAAGCCGCGCUCCACGUCCGUGCAGUACGUGUGUCACCCGGAGGCCAAACAUGAGAUUCUGUCCAUCGCUGAGGUCACCUCAUGCGAGUAUGAGAUGGUGGUGCUGACCCCUUUGCUCUGUGCGCACCCUAAAUACAGGUUUAAGUCAUCUCCGGUUAACGCCAUCUUGUGCCAGGCGCUGGCUGGCUCGCCGCUGCGGCCUCAGCGUCUUGCCCAGCUGAACAAGGAGCAGGAGGCGCAGCUUAAGCCUCCUUUCAGCACCACUGCAGAGCACAGAGAGGAGGUAGCGGCGCCACCAACAAGAGAGAAAGCCUUCACACACAAACCCACUCACAUAUCGCGCCUGACAGACGAGCAGCUGGUCAGGGAGUUCCUUAGCGGCUCCUACUGUUUACACGGGGGGGUCGGAUGGUGGAAAUAUGAAUUCUGUUAUGGAAAACACGUUCAUCAGUACCAUGAGGAAAAAGAGCAAGCCAAGAACAUUGUGGUGGUUGGUAGCUGGAAUGCCAAGGAACACAUUGAGUGGUCCAAGAAGAACGUGGCUCGAUCUUACCAGCUAAAAGACAGUGGAAUGCCGAAAGUCAAGCUGGUCUCCCAUUUCUACGGCCAUGGCGAUGUAUGCGAUCUGACAGGAAAGCCGCGUCAAGUUAUUGUGAAAUUAAAAUGCAAAGAGUCCGAGUCUCCCCAUGCGGUCACCGUCUAUAUGCUGGAACCUCAGACUUGCCAAUACGUCCUCGGGGUUGAAUCUUCAGUCAUAUGCAGUAUUCUUAACUCGGCCGAUGAACACGGGCUUCUGUCCAUUUCCAGCUAAACGGUCCAAAGAGGAGGAGAAGGCCAAGUAGUGAAGAGCCAAGCAUACGAAUGGUCAUAAUGCAACGCUUAAGACCAACAAAGGUUCAAACUGUGGUGAUUUUGAAGCUGGACUUGAGGUUGCUGAGGAGCUCCAGAGACAAUUCAGAUGUCAUGAUCUGAGCGGUGGCUGAGCGGUGGAACAAACCACAAGACUGCUUCACCCAACUGGGUUGUAGCUUAAAUAAAUUGCUCAAGGACAAUGCGGAUUUAUUGUCCAUAUUACAUAUCUCUACCAGAAUGAUUUUAUAAUGUACAAGAUCAUGAUUCACUGUGUGGGAGAGAAAUUGCAAAUGGUUGCCGGAUACUUUGCACUUGUAGUCUUAAAAAUUUUUGCAAUAGUGAGGUGUGAGGAGUGUAACUUAUGCAUCGGUGGGUGUUUUCAAAUCGCUAAUACAAUCGAUUAAAUCUUGUUUUUAACUUUA